Molecule: messenger RNA, 842 nt
Organism: Botrytis porri
Lineage: Eukaryota; Fungi; Ascomycota; Leotiomycetes; Helotiales; Sclerotiniaceae
Exons: 3
Coding region: 126-617 (163 amino acids)
Source: RefSeq, a predicted model, not a curated record
ACCCACAUAAACCUACCCUUUUACCCUUUUCUAUUACAACCUUUAAUUUCCAAAUACAAUUCAGUCUAUAUUGACUGUUGACUUAUUAAUACCACACUAUAUUUCGAUUACAUCAAGCUUAUACUAUGGCUGCUCCGUUACCCAUUGGAAGUCAGUUAUCACAGGUUUUCAUUAAGAUCGCAGACGAAUGUAUUAGGCUGGAUACCAUUCCUGCUUUCGACCAAGGCGCUGUUAUCUUACACACGUUGGAACAAAUGCAGCAACAAAUGCAACAAAUGCAGCAACAAACGCAUCAGCAGAUAAAUGAAUUAGAUCGAAAGCUUCAGAAAGGAUUUGAUGAUAUACAUCAGAGGACUACAAUCCUAAAUAUCAAUUCUAUAGCUCGCACUCAGAACUUCAUGAUCAGCUUUGCCGACAGACAACUCAGCGUUUUGGUAGAUUUUAAUACUGCCGAAGAGAUCCCAGAUUUCCCUUCAACAGCCUCUAUAAUUCCUCGUAUGUCAAGUGCAGCUGUCAAUCGAGUACUUCUAGCGUUAGAUCUAAAUACAGAUGGAAAUGUUGAACAAAGGCGUACAAGAAUGAGCGCUGCAAUUGGGCUAAAGAUUAAUAGUGUAUAAUAUUAAUUGACAGUAGUCUUUAUUAGUGAGGAAUAAGUAUAACGUAGUUUAUCAGUGGGUCGGCCAUAUCAAUGGAUCGGUCACUUUUACCUCGAAUUAUUAUUCUAUAUUCAAUACGCAUUUUCUUUAUAAUUAAUUAUAAAAAUUCAUUCUAAAGAAGCAUAUAUAAUCUUAAUUAUUCAAGCUAUUAAAUUAAAUAAAAAAUUAUUAAUUCGAAAAGCAGCU